Molecule: messenger RNA, 1413 nt
Organism: Trichobilharzia regenti
Lineage: Eukaryota; Metazoa; Platyhelminthes; Trematoda; Strigeidida; Schistosomatidae
Source: the annotation of a GenBank genome assembly
AUGGCUUCUUUUCAAAAGGCGCUUGAAAAUCUCAAUGAAGGUACUGUAUGCAUCUGUGUCUGUGUCAGCCUUUGGUUGCUGUUGAUCGCUGCUAGAAUGGACAAUAUCUUAAUGAUCCCUUAUUGGGCAAUAUUUCUACCACUUUGGUUAUGGAAAACGAUUGUUUUUGUUGGUUGGUUAGUUGGUUUAAUAGUUUGGUGUAAGCAUUGGAGAAUUCAUGUCGAUGAUUUAGACCGUAGUUCUUUUGUUGUUAAUGAAGAUCCUGCUUUACCUUAUAUUCAAGCAAUGUCUGUAUCAGCAUUUUUCCAUUUUCUUAUCAUGUGUUCUGAAGUGUUGUUAUGCAUUCAUCUCUCAGUUGCAUCAUCUAAUCUUACCUACCUGACUAUUUUGUCACCAUUGUUAGUUGUAGGCACUUUAGGAGUGUUCGGAUUUCUUUUUGUUAUGAUCGACUCAAGAGCGACGUUCUCAGCAAAUUCACGACGUCGAAGACAGCAUCAAACAAGGUCUUUAACCAAUAACACUAAUAAUAACAAUAGUCCAGAUCCUUUUGUUGUUAUGCCACGUUCACGUCAUGUAUGCUCUUUUACACUGGAAUUGUGCAUUGCUGCUAAUCUGCUACAACUUCUUUUUUUGAUUGCUCGACUUGACAGUUGGAUUCGUUCUAACUGGAUUGUUACCUUUAUUCCCUCGUUCAUCUUGUUAGCGAUGGGGUUUUUAUUUUGUUUAGCAGGACUAACUGUUGCACUGAUUACAUAUUUUACAGCUUUUUUUAUUCCUGUAGCUCAACGCAGAUUAUCUGUAUGUUAUUAUGCUUCACAUUUAUUAGUAGUUAUUUUCCUGUGUACUUCACUGAUACUGUUAGGCUUAAGACUUGAUGGUUAUCUUUCUGCUUCAAAAGGCAGUGCAUUAUUAAUGUGUAUUCCUGUAUUAGUCAGUAUGUUCUUGUAUGCUUCAUUAUCAUCUGGUCCUGGAAAUCCGUGGUGGUUUGGAUUGAACCGUAAUGUACUCCUUGCAAUAUUUGAAUCUUGUCCAACCUUACAACUUUGUGCCAAUAAUCGUAUUAGUAAAACUGGUUUAUGGAGAAUAUCUCGAUAUCAUGGGCAUAAUGGUGAUGUGAAUAAUACAACCACAGCAACAACAACGACAACAGUGAAUUCCUAUCACUCGAAUGCACCAGAUGUUCAGUUCGUUACUCCUUCACCGCCUAUUAUUCUCAAUCCAUCUAAUAAUUCCGAGGUUUCUUCUAAUCCGCACAAUAUAAAAACUUGUCCAAAUUGUACAAUUGGUUGUUGUAGUUGGUGUUCAACAAAUAACCCGAAGAAUAUCAACUGGCCAAAUGCUAGCCUUACAACAGAUGCUUCUCAUUUUCACAAUUCCUAUUAUCAUUCAGAGCGUCUACUUCAUCCUGAUUAG